This is a messenger RNA of Sardina pilchardus (European sardine), 890 nucleotides long. Its product is annotated as cysteine-rich venom protein triflin-like. Gene Ontology annotation, cellular component: extracellular region. Bases 257 to 808 code for a protein of 183 amino acids. The transcript has 7 exons. NCBI's taxonomy places the organism in Eukaryota, Metazoa, Chordata, Actinopteri, Clupeiformes, Clupeidae. The record is from RefSeq and is a predicted model, not a curated record.
GGAAAUUUCUGUGUACAAUUUGUUGGUUGGAAUCUGUGUAUUAACUGAUGGAUGACCAGCAACCAGAUGGUAGUGUAUGUUAUGAAGUUCGUUAACUUUUUCUGCUCUUUUUCUCCUGCUGGAAAUGGAACUGUGAUGGCUGAAGCCUAAUGCGGAAGAUGCGGACGAGCUCUCCAGGGCCACGUCUGCAGAGCAGGCGGAGGUGGUCAACAAACACAACGAGCUGAGGAGAGGAGUGCGACCCACCGCCAGCAACAUGCUCAAGAUGAGGUGGAACUCAGAGGCUGGUGCCAAUGCUCAGAGGUGGGCCAAAACCUGCUCCAUGAAGCACAGCAGUCCCAGCCAGAGGAAGAUCAGCACCAGUGGUUGUGGUGAGAACUUGUACAUGUCCAGCUAUAAGAACUCCUGGAGCAACGCUAUCCAGUCCUGGUACGACGAGGUGAAGGACUUCAAGUACGGUGUCGGAUCCAUCAAUGGCCGCGUCGUGGGACAUUACACCCAGAUUGUGUGGAACAGGUCAGACCAGCUAGGCUGUGCCAUGGCUUACUGCCCAAACUCCAAGUACAAGUACUUCUACGUCUGCCAUUACUGCCCACCGGGGAACUAUCAGAUGACCCACCCAUACAAGUCUGGCCCUUCCUGUGGGGACUGUCCAAAUGACUGUGAGAACAAGCUGUGCACCAACCCCUGUCCCUAUGUGGACCAGUACAGCAACUGCCCAGAGCUGAAACAACAAUGGGGUUGUGGCAACAAAGAUGUGGCUUCCUGGUGCCCCGCCUCCUGCAAAUGCACCAAUCACAUUGUCUGAGCAUCCUUCCUUCCCCCGAUUGCCAGUCAACCUAAAAGCUGCAACAUGCUUGUCCAAUUAGCAAAGUAAUAAAGCUGAUCAC